Cimex lectularius (bed bug) is the source of this 1868-nucleotide messenger RNA. RefSeq lists its product as uncharacterized. Gene Ontology annotation, molecular function: protein binding. The coding region runs from base 190 to 1494 and encodes 434 amino acids. The transcript is spliced from 3 exons. The record is from RefSeq and is a predicted model, not a curated record. Lineage: Eukaryota; Metazoa; Arthropoda; Insecta; Hemiptera; Cimicidae.
UCUUUCUGUGAAUGAGCUAUCUUUUACCCUAUCUACAGACCACUGGCUGAACCUUAUCUAAAUUUAGAUCUGACUUUCAGUUCUCUUCUUGGCUAGUCCUUAGAGUUUUACUCCGGCAAAACGUUCUCAGCAUUUGCGGCAGUUCGACUGUUCAGAAGAUUAGAUCAAUUUUAUACGUAUUUUACUAGCAUGGAUAUAAUUGGAAAUUUGCCAAUUGAAAUAGCACAUAAGAUAUUCGAGUACUUGGACGCCACCGAUCUAUGUAACUGUUGUUGUGUCAGCCGUAAAUGGAGGAUGUAUGCCAACUCGAAUCAUCUCUGGAAGACAAUCUGCAUCGCGAAAGAGAUAGUGUGCGAACCGGAGUAUGAACAUCGAGUUGGAGCACUGGAGCCGAUGGUCGAAUGGGGCAAUGCGUACCUGAAGUAUGCGAAACGAAGGAUCAUCAACUGGAGGAACGGCACGAAGAAACAAAUUUUACUAAGCUCAUGCUGCAAAUCUACCAUUUGCAGCGACGGCAUCAGCCUCAUCUUCACGAACGUUUCGGGUUUGGUAUUCGUGUUCGAUAUUUCUGGGAUGAGCCCUGACUAUGUGCAGACGAUAGAGCUAACGUCACGGAAUAACCUGACCUCCCUGCACUUAGCCAAAGGCGUCUUAGUGAUAAGACAAGGGGACAUUUUUACAAUUUACAUCAGGCAAGGCAUAUUAUUCCAGUUCAAAGGCUACAUGCUGAGACAUGAAAACAGAUAUAUAUUCGCCCAGAAAUUUUACGAACCGUACGGCCAUCCAAUCGCACUACAAUGCUGCGUUAUCGACGGUCUAAUAGUCAUCCUCGCUCGCCAUUCUCUAUUCACGUGCAUGAUAAAAGAUGACGUUGAAGUUACUGAAAUUUGUCUCUACAAUAGAUAUUUCUUUUUUAAUGACUAUCAUCGCAUGUACAUGAUGAUCAGCGACACGCAAAUCGCUGGUUUCAAUGCCGACUUAUAUCUCGAACAUUUCGAUCUCCCAGCCGAAUCGUUAAUAGGGAUCAAGUCCAACAAAGACUUAGUAGUCGCACUGAUUUGCGUAGAACACCAAUACAGUUUCCUUGCCUGGGACACCAAAACUGGCAAGAAGAAAUCCUAUAAUACUCGCAGGCCUUAUGGUUUCAAAGUGCACGGAAGAGAAAACAAAUUCGCAUAUGUGUCACAAGAAAAAGCGAACUCGGUAAUAAAAGUAUAUUUACAAGAUGUCAAGAAUAAUACCCUUCAAAAAUUAGACCUCAACAUAAAGUCCAUCGCUCAGGCCAAGCUUUAUUUCAUAGGAAGGGAACAUCUUUACGUCGCUAUCCGACUUGACUGGGAAAUGUAUUGUGGAUAUUACGUUAUUGAUCUUAAAUCCAUGCAUGUACUUUAUAAAGAAAGCUCGAAACCAAGCACAAUUAUUCAUAUAGAUACGAACCAUGCAAUUUAUUCUAAGGAGGGAACCAUUUUGAUCGAUACAUUCAGGGAAUGGUAAAGAAUUUGAAAAAAAUUAUGCGCAUUUUAAAAAUUGUUAAAACAAAAAAUCAGUAAUUAAAGUUUACACUUAGAAUCGUUCUAACAUAUAAGAUUUACGUGCCAAAAGUUGUAAAAUUUAGACUAACGUAUCUAAAAAUAAUACGAGCAACUGAGAACUUAAUGUUUACAAAUAGAUCUGCGUUGUUUUUUUUACACAACACUCCAUAAAGAAAACUUUGGCAUGAUAUAUACAACGAAUAAACAAAAUUGGUUGUUGUAAGUUAAAUUGUACAUAAUAUAUUAAAAUGACAAAAUUCUGGAUUAUAGUAAAAACUGACUCUCCAUCUAUUUUCUUAAAAGAUUAUUCUUUAAUAUUAUUGUACAUUUUAUACA